UUGAUUCAUUCAAGUUUUGACGGCUGCCGAUGUGUGCCGUGUGUCGUCGUUGUGGUCUCGCGUAAAAAAAGUGCUGGCUCUUGCAAAUGUGCGCCGCGCGAUUCUGUUGUGUUGUGUAAUUUAAUGUAAAAUUUUCUGUUUCGCGAGCUGAAAUUGUGAAUACCGAACUGGAAUCUAUGUGCAGUGAACCGUGAUUUGUGUGAAAAUUGUAAAAAUCUUGUGUAAAACGUGUGUAGAAAGCACAAGAAAAAAAUCGAACUCAUCGCGUCCGACAUCUUGAAAGAAGCUUCCGCGCCGCUUUCGCCAUUCUGGAAAAUUUUGGGUGGUGUACCGCAGGUAAAAAGCAUCCUUCCCAGCUGAAACCGGAAACCGGUUUGCGUCCUUCGGCGCUGCUGCAUUUUUAAUUGCGUCUCGAGGAAGACACGUGCGUGCGUGCGGAGAGAAACGAUGGCUCCGAAGAAAUUCAACAAACGGAACCACCAGCCGAAGGGCCCCUACUACUUCUUCAUGAUGGAGUUCAAGAAGAAGCAGGAAGCUGCCGGACACAUCUUCCGCGGCGGGGUGCACGAGGUGCAGCUGCGGGCGUCGCCCCACUGGAAUUCGAUGACCAACGAGCAGAAGGAACCCUACCAGAAGAUGGCCCAGGAACACCGGGACUGGCUGCGUCAGAACGGUGAAAAGUACACCUCCCAGGGCAUUCCGCUGACGAUGGUGGAAGCCGAGCAGAAGGCCAAACAAGCGAAGGGAGACCUGAUCAAGAACACGAUCAGCGACAUGCUGGACAAGGCCGUGGCCAAUAACGAACUGGAAAAACUGGAGUUCUACUUCAUCUCGUUUGCCUACUUCUGCGUGACAUCCGGAGGCACCUACAUCCCGGCCGAAAUGGGCCUGGUGCGGUACAGCCUGAAGGACGGCGUCAUGGACAAACUGCACAUGUUCAUCGAUCCGGGAAAGCUUCCCCUGGGCAUGGCAUACGAUGCCAAGCAACACUCGGAGAGUGACCACCAACUUCCGAUCCCCCCGGACGCCAAGGGCGAAAAGGACAACGAUGAAAUCAUCCUGAAGUUGUUCAGCUUCUUGUCUCAGCAGGAAAAGAUGCCUCCGUUGUUCACCGAGACCAACGACAUCCGGAUGGUGGAGAACAUUCUGAAAGGGAUCCUGAACCAGGGAUCGAUGGACGAAAACACGCUGCUGGUAUGUCCUCUGUCGGAGUUGUUCUACCAGCUGAAACGAGCUACCGAAAGUUUCGGAAUGGACAUCAAGACGUUCCCUUCGGUACACAUUGCCCAGGCCAUCAUCCAGAAGGACGUCUACGAGUACACCAAGGACAUCUCGUGCGAGUUCCACGAGGAUCAAGGCAACGGCAAGUAUUGCCCCCUGUCCCGGUGUGUCCGCUGGGCUUACAUCAUAUCGGACAGUUGCUGUCUGGAUUUGAGUAUCGAGAUGAAACCGGGUCGCCAUCUGCCGAUGAACGCGGACACUGCCCUAUACUCAGUCUACUCCGCAUGGACGGGGUAUAGUCCCAUAUCGCACAGACCUAUGAGCAUGAGAGUGAAUCACAAGGGAGGGUCACCGGUAGCAAACGCGUCAGUCAGCGAGUACAAAUUAGCGAAGCUGUAG
Molecule: messenger RNA, 1620 nt
Organism: Aedes albopictus (Asian tiger mosquito)
Lineage: Eukaryota; Metazoa; Arthropoda; Insecta; Diptera; Culicidae
Product: protein maelstrom homolog
Exons: 4
Coding region: 448-1620 (390 amino acids)
Biological process (GO): negative regulation of DNA-templated transcription; piRNA processing; male meiotic nuclear division
Cellular component (GO): nucleus; P granule
Molecular function (GO): sequence-specific DNA binding
Source: RefSeq, a predicted model, not a curated record